AUGAGAAGUGUGCCGGUCGACGAUACUGUUGAUAAUCGACGCCGAUCAAUUGACCGAAAGCAAAGAGAAGAGCGGAACGCGUGCCGAAAAGUCACAGACAGGUGCGCUGCCCGGCGAGCGACUGACCGCAAUGGCCGAAGGGCCGAAAACCCAAAGACACAGGAUAGCUUCUCACUUGGAGCCAAAAGCGGCACUCGUAUGCGUACAGCACUUCUGUCUGUGGCCACGAAGCGUCUUUCGGUCGGCACUGCAUCAGCCGCUGCCCGCUUGCCGCGCUUCGUCUCUUCUCUGGAGAGGUCAUCUGUCGCUUUGACAGCUCCGCCGCUGCUCCUCACAUCUCGAGCUUGCCUCUCAACAUCACGCUCGCUCGCCAGCAGUCAGGACGAUAUGACGGCCUCUUCGUAUCCUCUCCAACCCUCCGAGCCGGUCGACCCGGUCCAUGGACCCACAAAGACACAGAAACCCAUCAACGUUCAAGCCAACGGCCAGGCCGCUGCUCUCGAAGCCGGCUCCUCCGAUGCCUCUUCGCGCCACCACUACAAGACCGCUCCUCUGCUACCAACUGAUCCGCUCAAGGGCAAGAUCGACAAUGCCAGAAAGCAGCAGCUGCUUGCGCGAGACUUUCGCUCCGACACGAUCACAGCACCUACCGAGUCGAUGAUCCGUGCCAUGGCAGAGGCUUCCCGAGGCGACGACGUGUACGGCGAGGACGACACCACCAACUCGUUCCAGGCCGAGAUCGCUGCUCUCACCGGCAAGGAAUCGGCCAUCUUUGUCCCCUCAGGGACGCUUUCCAACCAGCUUGCACUUCGCACACACCUGCACCAGCCACCUCACACUGUCCUCUGCGAUACACGCUCGCAUAUUCACCGCUAUGAGGCGGGUGGUAUCGCCUUCCAUUGCGGUGCUUCUACCGAGAUUGUCGCUCCGUCCAACGGUCAUCACUUGCGAUGGGACGAAGACAUCAAGCCCAAUCUCAACCUCAGCGAUGAUAUUCACUUUUCCCCAACUCGUAUCAUCUCGCUCGAAAACACCCUCAACGGAACCAUCUUCCCCCAAGAUGAGAUUGUCAAGAUCUCGACCGAAGCUCGCAAGCUCGGGCUGAUCAUGCACUUGGAUGGUGCUCGUAUUUGGAAUGUGGCUGCCGAGACGGGCCUCUCGCUCAAGGAGCUUUGCGAUCCGUUUGACACGGUAUCGCUCUGCCUGAGCAAGGGCUUGGGCGCUCCUAUCGGCAGUAUCCUUGUCGGACCUUCGCAAUUCAUCAAGAAGGUGCGCCAUUUCCGUAAGUUGUACGGUGCUGGCGUGCGACAGGUUGGACCUCUUGUUGCAGCAGCGCGCAUCGGCGUUCUGGAAAACUACCCCAAGCUUCAAGCCACCCAUCAGCUGGCGCGCUACGCCGGAAAGGAGCUCGAGAAGCUCGGUGUUCGCCUGACAGCACCUGUCGAGACGAGCAUGGUCUUCCUUGACACGGCGUCGAUCGAUAUACUCAUCUCCGAGCUCGUGUCGCGUGCUGCCGCACUGCCAACUCCGAUCAAGCUCGGCGGUGGUCGAAUGGUCGUUCACUACCAGAUCGAGAAGCAGGCGAUUGACGACUUGCUCGACCUGAUCCGACUCAUGAAGAAGGAGAAGGCGGACGGUUCCGGUCCUACCACCUCCGUUGCUGCUGGUAGCGGUGCCGGACUUUAUUCGAGCAGCAUGACUAGCGGGAACGCCGCAGCUGCUGCCAGCACCAACGGUUCUGCAUCUCACGUCCGAUCCUCGUCCACCGCUUCAGACCGUGGCUUGGUCUUCCAGACCAUCGCCGCAUCCUCCCAGCACUCCUCGGACGAGAUGCGACACAGCGUAUCCCUCGUCCUCCCCUUCCCCGACCGUCAAUCGGCUCUCAACCUCCAACAAUCCAUCUCGGUCGACAAGGAACUCAAACCGAAGGAGGUUCGCAAGGAAUUCUCCAUCCUCCCUUCCUCCGCGUCGUCUGGGACGGUCGAGCUGGGCGUCAAGAUCUUUGCUACCACCGUGAGGCAGUUGAGGUUGAGCGUCAAUGCCUUUUUGGAGGACGCGAGCUUGGUCUGUCGCACGAUGGCGGAGUUUGAUCCGUUGCAGAAGGGGAUUGAUGAGGUGAGCAGGUUGCAGUUGGAGAGCGAGUUGGAGCAGGGAUCGGUGGGCGUUGCUGGUUAG
Molecule: messenger RNA, 2175 nt
Organism: Pseudozyma hubeiensis SY62
Lineage: Eukaryota; Fungi; Basidiomycota; Ustilaginomycetes; Ustilaginales; Ustilaginaceae
Product: threonine aldolase
Exons: 2
Coding region: 1-2175 (724 amino acids)
Biological process (GO): L-threonine catabolic process; glycine biosynthetic process
Cellular component (GO): cytosol
Molecular function (GO): L-allo-threonine aldolase activity
Source: RefSeq, a predicted model, not a curated record